GCACCUGCACCGUCCCGGUCAACGGCGGCUGCUCCUGCAGAAGCACCGUGCGCUCAUCUCUUGGUCUGGUCUUGCCAAAUUUGGGGGUGUUUAAUGCUUCCUGUAGCCUUUUGUAAUUCACGUCAGCCGAGAGUUGCCUGUCUUUCGUAGCAUGUCUCUUCUGUGUUUAUAGCGGCGCAUGGCUAUGCAGGGGAGAGCUGCCAAAACCCCAACCGGCAGAUGCAAAUUUCAGCCACGUGCUGUGGGAAGGAUUCAGCUGCCACUGGGUUCCACAGGCCGCUGGCCUGGAAACAGCAUUUUAAAGCGGUGAUGAAAGUAGUUAGCUGUAUGGAAGGGUGAAGGUGUUUGUAACUGAGGCAUUCAUCGGGUGGCUGGAGUUUAAGACCUGUUUUGUGAGGCAAUUCAGUUUGGCCUCUGGACACUUUUCGUCAGUCUUGUUACACGGGUUUCGUCCCUACGUGAAAUGCCAUAACAUCAUCUGCCUGUGGUGUAGCCUGAUGACUGAAUAGCUGUGCAACCAGGAGCGUGGUACCUGGCUGGGAGUCUCUCUGCCCCUGCGUUUUCUGUAAGGUGCAUUGGACCAAAGAGGAGAAUUACAUGUUCAGGCUCUCGGCGUUCCGGGAUCCCUUGCGGAAGUGGCUCCAGGACAACCCCCGGGCCAUUUCCCCUGACCCUUUCUACCAGCACGUGCUCUGCUGGCUGGAAGAGGACUUGCCAGACUUGUCCGUCUCUCGUGAGAGAAGCCGGCUGCAGUGGGGUAUCCCUGUUCCCAGUGACUCGACACAAACUAUUUACGUGUGGGUGGAUGCCUUGGUGAACUACCUGAGCGUGGUGGGCUACCCCGAGACGCACGCUGAGUGGUGGCCGGCUGCGCACCAUGUUGUGGGCAAGGACAUCCUCAAGUUUCAUGCUGUCUACUGGCCAGCACUGCUGAUGGCAGCAGGGCUGGCUCCCCCCGAGCGAAUCUAUGUGCACUCCCACUGGACUGUCCGUGGGCAGAAGAUGUCCAAAAGCCUGGGCAAUGUGAUCGACCCCUUUGCUUGUAUUGGCCAGUACACGGUAGACGGAUUUCGGUACUUUCUGCUAAGGCAGGGGGUCCCUGAGCGGGACUGUGACUAUUACGAUGAGAAGGUCGUUAAGCUGGUGAACUCGGAACUGGCAGAUGCUCUGGGGGGGCUCCUGAACCGGUCAACAGCCCUCAGCAUUAACCCCAGCAACACUUACCCUUGUUUCUCAGAGUCUUGUUUCCCAAAGAUCGUGGAUUACAGGGGGACGAAAGCUGUGGGUAGGGCUUCUGCUGAAGACUACGAGUUCGUGGCAUCGGUGGCUUCUCUGCCUCUGCAGGUGGCUAGUUAUUUUGAAGGUUUCCAGAUCUACAAGGCUUUAGAAUGUGUUUCCCUGUGCGUAAGGCAGACCAACAGUUUCUUCCAGAGACACAAGCCUUGGAAACUCAACCGAAAAGACCCCGCAGAGAAGCUCUGGCUCGACACCAUCAUCCAUGUUACGCUGGAAUGCCUGCGUGUCUACGGGACGCUCCUGCAACCCGUGAUCCCACACACUGCAGACAAGUUGCUUUCCCGGCUGGCUGUUGAGCCAGAAGAGAGAAGUCUCUCCAGUUUGACAUUUCUGCCACGCUACGAUGGGAAGCCGUGUCCCUUUGAAGGGAGACAGCUUGGGCCUGACACCGGCCUCUUAUUUCACAGACUAGAGAAGUCAAGACAGCCUCAGGCAGAAGCCCAGAAGCUCUAGCCUCUGAUCAACAGCUUCUGUAAAUAAAAGCCUCCGGGAACUCCCGGAAAAUGUUGUCUUUGUUAAAAGCAUGUUCCCCACAUCUCUUGGUGCUGGGAUAAAGUGCGUGAGUGGAAAACCGGACCGGGCAGGGCUGUGCAGUCCUGCCUAGGUGACUGCCAUCGGUCUCUGCCUGACGCGGGAAGCAGGCGCCUGCGGGCAGAGUGGUUUCGUGCGCGGGGCCAAGCGCUAGGGAGGCUUCUCGGGUAACGCCCUUGAAGGGACACCGAAUUAGCUAAG
Messenger RNA from Egretta garzetta (little egret), 2028 nucleotides. RefSeq names its product methionyl-tRNA synthetase 2, mitochondrial (gene MARS2). The record is from RefSeq and is a predicted model, not a curated record. Gene Ontology annotation, molecular function: methionine-tRNA ligase activity; ATP binding. The transcript is spliced from 2 exons. Gene Ontology annotation, biological process: methionyl-tRNA aminoacylation. The coding region runs from base 598 to 1749 and encodes 383 amino acids. NCBI's taxonomy places the organism in Eukaryota, Metazoa, Chordata, Aves, Pelecaniformes, Ardeidae.